Lutzomyia longipalpis is the source of this 727-nucleotide messenger RNA. RefSeq lists its product as uncharacterized. Lineage: Eukaryota; Metazoa; Arthropoda; Insecta; Diptera; Psychodidae. Bases 158 to 514 code for a protein of 118 amino acids. The transcript has 4 exons. The record is from RefSeq and is a predicted model, not a curated record.
AAAAAAAAAACACGAUCGCUGAUAAGAAUUCACGAAUAUUUAGGCAAUCGUCAGAGAACUUUCGUGAUUGACUUGUGAAAUAUGAUAACACAUCCACUCCCACUCACCUGAAAUAGCCAAGUGCUCGCUCAGUGUGUUCCCCUGAAGUUUAGCAGGAAUGUCGUUCUUCAUUUGGAUCACGAUUGUCGUGACGACUCUCAUUGUCGUUUGGUUCAUUUUGUACGCUCAUAAAGUCCAUACGGCAAGAAGGAGAGCACAGACACUUCCACCGGGAACGCGGAUAGUACGAGCGAAUAAUAAUACAGUCAUCUACACAAUCCCAACGACACAGCAACUGGGAACGACCUAUCCUGCUUUUGGGCAACCCAUCCAAGCUAAUGGAAUGCAACAAGGUGGUACGACUCUUCCCCCGGCUUACGAUUUACCACCAACUUACGAUCAAGUCGUGAUUUUGCCACCAUCGAGCGCUGAAACCACCGUCACAACAACCACAACAACCCAAGUGCGAAGCUGAAGAAAUUAAGAGUUUAUUUCUUUAAAAAAAAAGAAUGUUGCGAAACGGAAAGAAAGGUUCCUUGCUGUUGAGGAAAGAAAAAAUCCAAAUUGAUCUGCGCGGCGACAGAGAAAGGUAGAGCUUCUGGUUUUUUUUAUGUUUGAAGCAUUGUUUUUUUUUUUAUUUUUGUUUUCUGAAGAAAUAAUAAAUUUCACGUAAUUUCUAUUUUAAUUA